Molecule: messenger RNA, 927 nt
Organism: Microsporum canis CBS 113480
Lineage: Eukaryota; Fungi; Ascomycota; Eurotiomycetes; Onygenales; Arthrodermataceae
Product: mitochondrial DNA replication protein YHM2
Exons: 5
Coding region: 1-927 (308 amino acids)
Biological process (GO): mitochondrial citrate transmembrane transport; alpha-ketoglutarate transport
Cellular component (GO): mitochondrion
Molecular function (GO): tricarboxylate secondary active transmembrane transporter activity
Source: RefSeq, a predicted model, not a curated record
AUGUCCACUUCCAACAAGACGGUCGAGAAGAAGCCCGUCAAGUUCAGCAAUUUGCUACUUGGCGCUGGCCUGAACCUCUUCGAGGUUACCUCCCUUGGUCAGCCAUUGGAAGUUAUCAAGACAACCAUGGCCGCUAAUCGGUCGGAUACCUUUGCUGGAGCCAUGGGUCGGAUCUGGGGUCGUGGUGGCAUCCUAGGAUACUACCAAGGUCUCAUUCCUUGGGCUUGGAUUGAGGCCUCCACCAAAGGUGCUGUUCUUCUUUUCGUUGCGUCAGAAGCCGAGUACUAUGCCAAAACCUUUGGCGCAAAUGACUUUGUUGGUGGAAUUAGCGGCGGUAUGGCUGGUGGUAUUGCCCAGGCCUACGCUACCAUGGGCUUCUGCACAUGCAUGAAAACAGUCGAGAUCACCAAGUCCAAGAUGGCUGCCGCAGGCGUUAAGCCACCAAGCACAUUCGCUACUUUCAUGGACAUCUAUCGCCGUGAAGGUAUUCGUGGAAUCAACAAGGGUGUCAAUGCUGUCGCCAUUCGACAGACCACUAACUGGGGUUCCCGAUUCGGUCUAUCCCGUCUCGCUGAGAUCGGUAUCCGAAAGGCCACCGGGAAGGAAGAGGGCCAGAAACUCAACAGCCUGGAGAAGAUUGCGGCCAGUACCAUCGGUGGUGGAUUGUCGGCCUGGAACCAGCCUAUUGAGGUUAUCCGUGUCGAGAUGCAGAGCAAGACCGUGGACCCGAACCGUCCUAAGAACUUGACUGUCGGCAAGACCUUGAACUAUAUUUAUAGUCAGAACGGAAUCAAGGGUCUCUACAGGGGUGUGACUCCUCGUAUUGGUCUUGGUAUCUGGCAGACCGUCUGCAUGGUUGCCCUUGGAGACAUGGCCAAAGAAGCUGUUGAGAAGCUAACAGGAGAAAAAGUCACUGCUAAGCACUAA